This is a messenger RNA of Geosmithia morbida, 1842 nucleotides long. RefSeq names its product chromatin structure-remodeling complex subunit SFH1. Gene Ontology annotation, cellular component: RSC-type complex; nucleus; nuclear chromosome. Bases 1 to 1842 code for a protein of 613 amino acids. Lineage: Eukaryota; Fungi; Ascomycota; Sordariomycetes; Hypocreales; Bionectriaceae. Gene Ontology annotation, biological process: chromatin remodeling; regulation of transcription by RNA polymerase II. Gene Ontology annotation, molecular function: transcription coregulator activity. The record is from RefSeq and is a predicted model, not a curated record. The transcript is spliced from 2 exons.
AUGGAACGAUCGCAUCCGCAGGCGUUCCUGACGAGCUACGCGCCACGACUGCGCACGUACAACAACUCGCUCCUGACGCCGGUCCUGCAACAGCCGCAGGCGGCAGCACCGACGUCGCGUACGACAAAGCGAGGCACCACCAUCAUCAACUACGCCGAGGACGGAUACGAGGACCUCGAGGACGACAGCGACGACCCCCGGCGGCGGCCUACGGGUCUGCGCAACGUGCGCAAGGACGACUCGGCGGCGGCGGCGGCGGCGGCGGCGGGCGCGGGCAGAUUUGACGUGGGCAAGGACACCAAGGAGCCCGUCAAGGUUCAGGGCGUAUGGCGCGACUGGGUCGGCAAGAACCGCUUCAUCAAGACGGACCAACAGAACGCCGCCCAGGCCGGCCUCCCACUCACCCUGAUACCCAUCCGCAUCGACCUCGACAUACCCUCCUUCAUCCCGCCCCCGGCCUUCCCCCCGCCGCCCGACCCCAAUUCGACCGACCUCUCGCUGCCCCAGUACCGCGCCCAGGACCUCACCGCGCCCUACAAGCUGCGCGACAUCUUCUGCUGGAACCUCCACGAGACCCUCAUCACCACAGAUCAGUUUGCCCAGACCCUCGCCCAGGACCUCGACCUCCCCCACCGCCAUCUGAUCAUACCCGAGAUCAGCAAACAGAUCCGCACACAACUCGAGGAGUACUCGGGCGUUGCACUACACCCGCUCUUCCACACCGAGGCUUCGGCGACGACGGCCUCCACCACUACCGCGGCUGCACAGCAACAAAAACAAUCACAACAGCAACCACAACAACGAAAGUUAGGACCCGCGGUGGCAGCAGCAGCAGCAGCGGAAAUUGCAGCACAGCCUCUCGUCGACCCUUCGUCACCAUCGCCGGCACCCACCCGAGGCACAGGCACGCCGCGACCGGCACCAGAGACGCCGGGGGCGGGGGCGGCAGAGAAGGCGCCCAAGGUGACUGCGUCGGCGGAGCCCAUCCCGUCCGACUCGGACGACUACAACCCGGACGACGCGUACCGGUGCAUCAUCAACCUGAACCUGAACCUGUCGUCGAUGCUGUACACGGACAAGUUCGAGUGGUCUCUCCUGCACCCUCCCGGCACAGCCGAGGCGUUCGCGCGCACGACGUGUACGGACCUGGGUCUGACCGGCGAGUGGAUCCCGGCCAUGACGCACGCCAUCUACGAGGCCGUGCUGCGCCUAAAGAAGGAGGCCUGCGAGGCCGGGGGCAUGGUGGCCGGCUGGGGCGGCCUUCAGCAGGAGCUCCCCAACGACGCCGCCCAGGGCACCGAGGCCGGUUGGCGCUACGAUCCCGACCACCUCGCCGACGACUGGGAGCCCAAGGUCGAGAUCCUGACCAAGGAGGACAUGGAGAAGCGCGAGGGCGACCGCGAGAGGCAGGUCCGCCGCCUGCGCCGCGAGACGGCCCGCUUCUCGUCCACCACCGGCCUCCUCGGCGGUCACCCCUUCGGCACCGUCCCCCCCCACCUCGACGUCGAGGAGGAGCGCAUGGGUCGCGGCGAGCGCUCCAGGAAGAAGCGCCGCUUCCGCAGCCUCAGCCCCUCGGACCGCUCCGGCACCCCCGGCGCCGUCGGUGCCAGGGGAACCCCCGACGCUGGCGGCUACGGUGGCGGCGGCGCCCUCACGGACCACGAGAGGGCUGCCUGGCGCUGUGCCCACUGUCGCAUCUGGGGUUCCUGCGUGUGGGCCGUUCGCGACGGUCCAGCCGGUCCAAAGACUCUAUGUUCCAACUGCGGUCUCUCCUACGAGCAAGAUAGAAAACUUCCCCGCCAGACAAAGAAUCUACACAUUCUCGAUAUGCGAACACUGUAG